Molecule: messenger RNA, 1296 nt
Organism: Penicillium subrubescens
Lineage: Eukaryota; Fungi; Ascomycota; Eurotiomycetes; Eurotiales; Aspergillaceae
Gene: pfa4
Product: putative palmitoyltransferase with autoacylation activity Pfa4
Exons: 5
Coding region: 1-1296 (431 amino acids)
Biological process (GO): peptidyl-L-cysteine S-palmitoylation; protein targeting to membrane
Cellular component (GO): Golgi apparatus; endoplasmic reticulum membrane; endoplasmic reticulum
Molecular function (GO): protein-cysteine S-palmitoyltransferase activity
Source: RefSeq, a predicted model, not a curated record
AUGCUGAGCGAUGACUUCAAAAUAUCUCAGCUGGCAAUUCCUUCCGUCAGCUUCUUGAUCAGCUUUCUGGCUUAUACCUCCCAGUACUUCUUUCUCCAUUUCGAGUCCGCGCCCCUACGCAAAGAUGAAGUGUGGAAGACCAACAUAUUUGCUUUAUGCAUUUGGAUCUGCUACUUCCGCGCAUGUUUUGUAGACCCAGGGCAUCUUCCUGCAGAUAUGAAGUCGAGUACCUCUGGUCAUGCCGACAAAGACAUCACCAUAGGUCGGCAACGGUGGUGCCGUAGAUGCGAGGCUUAUAAACCCCCUCGCGCUCAUCACUGUAAGACAUGCAAGAGAUGCAUUCCGAAGAUGGAUCAUCAUUGUCCAUGGACUUCCAACUGUGUCUCGCAUUUCACUUUUCCCCACUUCAUUCGCUUCCUCUUCUAUGCGGUGGUUGGAAUGGGUUACCUCGAGACCCUUCUUUGGGAGCGUGGAGCUAUUGUUUGGAAGAGUAGGGAUCUCCCAAGUUACCUCGGGCCAUCCGUCGGACAGCUUAUUCAUCUAUUUCUCCUGUUCGUCGUGAACAGCAUGACAGUCUUUGCUCUGUUCAUUCUUCUCGUGCGAAGCCUUUGGUCUCUUCUCUUCAACACAACGACCAUAGAAUCUUGGGAAAUUGAAAGGCAUGAAACUCUGCUUCGACGCGCCCGUGUUCUGGGCGGCUAUCUAGAAGGACCUGGUGGGAAGAAAAUUCGAAUCGCAAAGCAAGAGUUCCCCUACGAUAUUGGGAUCUGGUCAAAUAUCAAAAAUGGCAUGGGCGGCAAUGCUAAUAUAAUUAGCUGGUUCUGGCCAUUGGCGGCCACGCCAGAUCGGAAGAGUGGGUGGGAAUUUGAAAUCAACGACUUUGAAGAUCCGGGUGUAUCGUGGCCUCCACCAGACCCCGAUCGCAUUCCUCUACCGGCCGGUCCCUUACCAGGCCAUGAUUCAGAGUUACUGAAGACCUACUCCUCUGCGCGGGAGGAGAUCGAGGCAUUCCAUCAUCGCCAAGCAGAAGACUUCAAGCGCACAAGACCAUUUUCUGAGAUUCAAAGACGCAAGCGAUUUCACGAGCGCUAUAAGCAGCAAGAUGACCGGAAUGAAGAUGACGAGCGCGGACCAAGGCCUGUAUAUGGUGAUGAAUCGGAUGAGGGCGAGGAGUCUUGGCGAAAUGCGGAGGGUGAACGCUUGCGAGAUUUUGGUGUUGACGAGGACGCUGAUUUCUACGAUGAGGAUGAUGUCCCUUUGGGGGUUCUCAUGAAGCAGCGCAACCAAGCCCAAUGA